AUGAGUUCUUUGUACGAAAACUUUAGGACCAUCAAGGGAAUAUACUUUGAUUAUGUCGAUUCCUUAAUCUGUGCUGGGUAUAAAAUAAUUACUGAUGUUGCAACAAAUGCAGAUAAUGCAGGUGAUUAUCCAGUUACAGUUUUUCGAGUUGAGACCACACCUUAUCCACUGGUACCGCUCCAGGCUGCAUCUUUUGCCAUUUUUGCAUCAACGAGUAAUAAUGACUCUGCAAUUCAAACGCUCAAAGAUAAACUUGAAUCCCAACUUUCACUUAAGAAUCUUGGUCGUUUACAAUACUUCCUUGGUAUUGAAGUUUCUCGCUCUCCCAAAGGCGCUAAGAUUGCUCCUUCUCCCAUGGAACAACAUCUUAAGCUUCUUCCCAAUUCUGGUACUCCACUGUCAGAUCCAAGUAUUUAUCGUCGUCUCAUAGGUCGAUUAUUUUAUCUUCAAGUAACUCGCCCUGAUAUAACAUAUUCUGUUAAUUACUUGAGUCAAUUCAUGCAGCAACCAUGUUCUGGUCACUUGGAAGCUGCUCAUCGUGUAGUUCGUUACCUUAAAGGUAAUGUUAGCAAUGACAUCUUCCUUUCUGCCACUAGUUCUUUGUCCCUUGCCGGUUACACUGAUUCUGACUGGGCAGGGUGUCCUACAACUCGUCGAUCAACGACAGGGUAUUUUGCAAUGCUAGGCGAUAGUCUUAUUUCUUGGAAAUCUAAGAAACAACAAACAAUAUCGCUUUAUUCUGCCGAAGCAGAAUAUCGUGCUCUUUCAAGAUUUACGUCUGAAUUGCAAUGGUUACAUUAUCUUUUUCAGGAUCUUCGAAUCACUAUUACGAAGCCUAUUCCUGUUUAUUGCGACAAACAAGCUGCUAUUCAUAUUUCUGAGAACCCAGUUUUUCACGAACGGACUAAACAUAUCGAAAUCGAUUGUUAUUUUGUCCGUGAAAAACUACUAUCUGGUCUCAUCAAAUAA
Molecule: messenger RNA, 969 nt
Organism: Papaver somniferum (opium poppy)
Lineage: Eukaryota; Viridiplantae; Streptophyta; Magnoliopsida; Ranunculales; Papaveraceae
Exons: 3
Coding region: 1-969 (322 amino acids)
Source: RefSeq, a predicted model, not a curated record